CCAUCCCCAGCACCAUGUUGGCCCUGACUCUGACCGCCGAGCUAAACGGCGUGACCGACCUGCGCCCCGCCGACACCCCCGAGUCUCCCUUCUACUACACUUUCAAGGUCCAAUGCACCUCGUGCCGCGAGACGCACCCCAACUGGGUCAGCGUGAGCCGCUUCGAGCAAAACGAAAUGAGCGGCAGCCGCGGCGAGGCCAACUUUGUGUGGAAAUGCAAGCUGUGCAAGCGCGAACACAGCGCCAGCAUCCUCGCCGCCCCCGCCGCGUACGCGCAGGCCGAGCCGCCCAAGCGCCAGAAAAUCAUCGAGUUUGACUGCCGCGGGCUCGAGUUUGUCGAGUUCAAGCCUGACGGCGACUGGCAAGCCACCGGCCUCGAAUCCGGCACCAAGUUCGAGAGCAUCGACCUCUCGGAAGGCGACUGGUACGACUACGACGAGAAGGCGAGCGACGAGGUCAGCAUCACGGGCAUGCAGUGGGAGAUUAGGCGGAACUGAGCUUUGCGUCUUGGGGGAGCUGGCGCAGCAGCAUUGGCUGGGAAUGGCUGGGGUAUGCGUAUGCGUAAGAGUGCAAGUAUGAGUGCAAUACCCAGGUAGGCACGUGAGCGCCGCAGCAACAAAACGAGCGAACCGAAACGAGAUCCUCUAUUACCUGCGAAAGCGCGGUGCGGCGUAGGUUGUGGCUAUAUAGCAACACCAACGCCAACACCAAAGCAUCCAUCCAUCCACAGUCUACCCCCAUCCUCGACGCUCUGCUGGCGACUUUGUCAUACGUGCCCGCUCAACGCGUACAUACAUACGCACGUGGACAGCGGAUAGGUAGGCAGAGAGGGCAGGUACUGCCACACCCACCACCCACCACACACCCACACCAGUCACCGCUUCGAGCCUACCAUUCAAACCCCCCGAUAAUAUCAAUAUCCUAUCAAUAUCAUAUCGAAUAAUAUCAAUAUCAUACACACCACACCACACUAACCACCCGACCACCC
Molecule: messenger RNA, 988 nt
Organism: Aplosporella prunicola CBS 121167
Lineage: Eukaryota; Fungi; Ascomycota; Dothideomycetes; Botryosphaeriales; Aplosporellaceae
Exons: 5
Coding region: 15-497 (160 amino acids)
Molecular function (GO): zinc ion binding
Source: RefSeq, a predicted model, not a curated record